AUGGAAGUCCGCGCCAGCGCACCCAGACAGUUUGUGGUGCAUCUCAACGACCUGUCUUGGGAUGAGCAGAGUUCACCAAAGCCACCGCCAUUCCGGACUCAAAGUGAGCUGUUGCUGGAUGAGUUCCUCACCAAUGGCUGUGUCACACAAACUGAUCCACUUCAGGUUUGGGAGGCACCGGACUCGCGGAGCACCAUGACCAACCAAUGGGUGAGCUAUGUCAAGGGUGCUGCGCGGUCAGCAACAAUGUUGUUCCUGGCAAGCUUUUCCAUCAGAUACCACUGGGACUUUGGCAGCCUUUUCCCAGAGCUGCAAAGAAGUAUGUGUGCCAUCCAUUGCCGUCGUGGUGAUUGCGCAAGCGACAUUGCCAGCAAUGCCAAAGAAUGUGCAGCAAAGAGCAUCACCAAGCAACACUGUGCACUCACUUGGCUUGGAAAGUUGAACUUGGUGAAGAACCGUGAUGCUUACACGCCGACCGAGCUGAUCAAAGAUUGGAACCGUACAGCCACAAACCAAUCCAAGCUCCAAGGGAACAAGCACUCAGCGGUUCUGGCUUUGCUAGCUCUGGAUCAGAAGGCCAUUGAGUUCCUGCUGGGUCAUUUGAAUGAGUUUGGAAGCCAAGGCAAUGCUUUCAGUGAGACAGUGUGGGCAUCAAAGAAGAUUAUGCCAGGUGGUGGGCCACGUGGUUUUCCGAAGGAGUGGAAUGCUAGGUUGACUAUGACCAGCGAGGCCUUCAUGCUCUUGCUCAGGUAUGUUGAUGCCCAGCGCCGUUCCAAGCUGGAAGGGGCACGGGUCAAGGCUGAGUUAGUCCAGCAGUUUCUGGAGGGCAAUAUGAAUCUGGAGUUGGAACUACAGAAUGCACUGUCGCAGGAGCAAUCAAAUUUCAAGCCUGCGGACAUACCGUUGGUGAAGGGACUGAUGGCGAAACAUGCUGCCAAUGCUGAUGAUGAAAUGGCCCGACUGGGCCUGAUCAGACAUGAUAUUGAUGUUUACCGUGUGUGGCUUACCAGAUCCAGAGACAGAGAAGCUGCUGUCUACCACCAAGCAUUCCAGUGGAAGAUUUCAAGGCAGUCCCGAGCCAAAGAUUUGGCUGAUGCGAUGUUGACCCGAGCCUCGGAGCAUUGGCGGAUUGAGAUGUCGGAGCUUGAGAAUGCUAAUAGUGCCGCCAGAUUUGUCAAUGAUUGUAUGCGCCAGAUUUUGAAGCUUGAACAACUCAAGGCAGAGGACCUGGUGGCGGUGGUCCUUCUGAAUUGGGCAGAGAGCUGCCAGAAACUGCUUGGGCAGAACAACAUCAACCUUGAUGGUGUGGCAGUGUUGCCAUACAAGGGGCGGUGCGAUGACCGCAGCAAGAGGUCACUGGUUCACACUGCCCGGGUUUGCUUCACACUGUCUGAUGACAUCUACAAGCUGGCAAGUGAGCACUUUGCCAAGAGUUCCAUCAUCCGCAAACCGCUGUGGAAAGAAGCUGAGCUUCCUUCCUCUAAAGAGCUUCUGACCAUUGAGGAUAUGUCUGAUUGUGCUUUGCCCAGCAGCACAGAUGCAUCGACCCAUCCAUCACAAGCUGAAAAGAAUCAGCAGAUUGGUGUGGCUGCGGCCAGGAACAUCAUCAAAGCUGUCCUGAAGAUAGAGAACUCUGCAUCUGUUGCAGCGGCCAGGUCAUCGACCCUCAUUGUGGAUCUGACUGUGCACACCUGUGACUUCAGUCGGGCGGCGGCGCUUGAGAAGGACAACCAAUUCCUUUACUACCUUGGGUUGCGCCGCAAUGUUGGUGAGGAGGAAUGGUCCAGAACCUACAUGAAAGAAUUUCUUACCCAGGGUCUUCUGGAGGGUGCCAUCCCUGGAGUGACACUCCCUCCUGAGGAGGUGCCAGCAGACUUGAAGGAAACCAGCCCUCCUUUGCCGACACUUAAUGCCUUGGUCCUCAACAAACAGGUCAAAGUGGAUGGGUUGGUGACCCUCAAGGCUCCAGACAAGGUUCUUGCAUCUUGGGGAGAACACCCCGCCUUUGGGCCAGAGUUCUGGCAAGUCAUCAAUGAGGCUCGAUCGACACUGCCAUUGGAUGUUACAGAUUCCAAAAAGCGAGACAGUGAUGGGCUCCCGCUACCACCUGGAAAGCUGCCAAAGCAUGAGGCAACUGGCACCCCAAAGAAAGAAGAGACCAAAGGUGAAGCCAAAGCUGAGAUCAAAGAGGCGAUCAAGAUCAGUGAGAUGCCGACUCCGUUGACAUGGGAGGCCUCUUUGAACCUUUCCAAGACCAAGGGGCAGGUGUCCUUGGUCAUCACGCUUGGAUCCAGGAUUUGGUUGGUCAACCGCGGCCCGAAAGAUGUCAUUUUGCACAAGAAUCAUGUCAUUGCUGGUUUCCAUGCUGGCAAAUGGUGGCACAAAGCCAAUGCGCAAGAUGGAGUCCGAGAGGUGGACAUAUUGCAUGACCUGGCCAAUGCGAGCACUCUGGUCCAAUGCAAUGGCACUAUCGAAACUCUUGGUGAAGUGAUCAAGGCAAAGCGCAGCACAAAUCCUGAUGUGACUGUGCAAUAUCACCACAUCAAAGAUGCCCCAGCUGAUACAGAUCCGGCAUUUUUCCAGAUGGAGCGAGACAAGAGCAUCUAUUUCCAGGUGCAGGAGAUUCCGGCCAAAUCGGUCAUGAAGGAUGCACAGGGCAAGGCAUGCGUCAGCUUUGACAAGAUGGCUGGCUGCAUCAGCUUUGACAAGUGGAGCACACCCUUUACUGAGAUGAUUUGGGUUGUCAAAUGGAGCCCAACAGCAGCCAAAGGACUAGUGCCGUUUCGCCCCAUUGUGAUCCUCACUCGUGAUGUUUCUGUGCCUCCCGACUGUGCAAUUGAAUUGUCGGGAUCAUCAGCUGCUCCGGCAGCAUGA
Molecule: messenger RNA, 2874 nt
Organism: Durusdinium trenchii
Lineage: Eukaryota; Dinophyceae; Suessiales; Symbiodiniaceae
Source: the annotation of a GenBank genome assembly